UUAAAGGAAGCACCCUCCUUGGAACCCAGCCUCAACAUCCUCCGAAAAUUGAAAAUUUUGAGGAACUCCUCUCCAUGAGGUUGCAGCCUAAAAGACCACUCACCGUCAAAAUAGUCCCGGACUUUUUUCUUUCGACUAUCGUCCUUGCUCUGGAAGUUGGGAUAGGAGGUUGUUGAAACUUGAUCGACGUUCAAUGCAGGAGUAAGGUUUAAACCCUAAACUACAACUGUGGAAGCUUGUUGGGCAAUUAUCAGCUAUGGCAGCGGACAUGAAGUCUAAGACGAAAAAUGGUUUAACAGAAAAACUAUUCUCUCAUUUAGACCCGCCAUUAUCCGAAGAAACUUUGAAAGUAUUGAAUGAGAGCGGGUUUCAUUACUGUACGCCUGUUCAGGCUGCCACAAUCCCUCUGUUAUGUUCAUACAAGGACGUUUCCGUUGACGCCGCCACCGGCUCUGGGAAAACUCUCGCCUUUGUUGUUCCGCUAAUUGAAAUUCUCAGGCGCCUAACUGAUCCUCUCAAGCCUUAUCAGGUUGCAGCAGUCAUUAUUUCUCCAACAAGAGAAUUGGCAUCACAAAUAUACCAUGUAACAGAGCCAUUUGUUUCGACUCUCUCCAAUAUAAAGUGCAUGCUUCUUGUUGGUGGGACAGAUGUAACAGCAGACUUAAAGAAAAUAAAGGAAGAUGGGGUGAACUUACUUAUUGGUACGCCUGGGCGCUUAGAUGAUAUUAUGGAACGGACAAAUAUUUUAGACUUUCGGCGCUUUGAGGUUCUUAUCUUAGAUGAGGCAGACAGACUUUUGGAUAUGGGCUUUCAUAAGCAAGUAUCUUCCAUUACAGCUCGUUUGCCAAAGCAACGAAGGACAGGCCUUUUUUCUGCUACUCAAACUGAGGCAGUUGAAGAGCUUUCAAAGGCUGGACUUCGGAACCCAGUGAGGGUUGAAGUCCGAACUGAAGCAACUUUUCAGAGUGGAUCAGAUCCUACAACAAAUACCCCUUGCUCUCGUACACCCGCAGGACUUAAUAUAGAGUAUUUGGAAUGUGAGGCAGAUGAAAAACCUUCACAACUUGUACAGUUCUUGUCUGGUCACAUGGCAAAAAAAAUAAUUCUAUACUUCAUGACUUGUGCCUGUGUUGAUUAUUGGGGAGUUGUCCUGUCACAACUCAAAGUUCUUAAAGGAUGUCCAUUGAUUGCUCUUCAUGGAAGAAUGAAGCAGUCCAUCAGAGAGAAAGCUUUAGCAUCUUUCACAAAACUCUCUACUGGAAUUCUUCUAUGCACUGAUGUAGCAGCACGGGGGCUAGAUAUUCCUGAUGUUGAUUGGAUCGUCCAGUGUGAUCCUCCACAAGAUCCUAAUGUAUUUGUACAUAGGGUCGGUCGAACAGCACGCAUGGGAAGAUCUGGCAAUGCACUUGUGUUCCUUCUACCUAAGGAGGAUGCGUAUGUUGAGUUUUUACGAAUACGCAGGAUACCCAUUCAAGAGAGAAAACGUUCAGAUGCCACUUCUAAUAUUAUUCCACAGAUACGUUCAGCUGCAAUCGAGGAUCGAGAUGUAAUGGAGAAGGGAUUGAGAGCCUUUGUGUCAUUUAUUCGUGCAUACAAGGAGCACCACUGUUCUUAUAUCUUCAGGUGGAAAGAAUUGGAGGUAGGGAAGUUAGCAAUGGGCUAUGGUUUGUUGCAGCUUCCUUCUAUGACAGAGCUUAAGCGGCGUGCAUUUUCAACAGAUGGUUUUGUGCCUGUUGAGGGCCUUGAUCUGGGAGCAAUCAAAUACAAAGAUAAAGCUAGGGAGAAGCAGCGUCAAAAAAAUCUGGCAAAGAAGCAGCAAGCAAAGUAUACUAUUGGAGAGAAAGGUGAGCGGCAUAAUCCAGUUGGCAAUAUUGAACUCAAAGGGAAAAAAUGCAGCAGACAGCGUCGCAUUGUUCAAAACAUUGAAGAUGAGGAGGAAAUGGCACAGGAAUAUCGUUUACUUAAGAAGUUAAAGAAAGGUGCUAUCACUGAAAGAGAGUUUGCAAGAGCUACAGGCACAGAGGAUUGUUUGGAUGAUGAUCAUGAGGAGGAUGAGGAUAGGCAUGGGACUACUGAGCUAUCUGUGGCUGCACCUCCAACUGGCCAAAUCUGUGAACCAUCCAUUAAUGUGGAGGGAAAUUAUCAGAUCUCAAAACAUUUGGUGUCCAAAAAUUUGAAAAGAAAGAGAAGUUCCAUGUCUUCAAAGACAAGUGGAAGUGCUAAAACUGGUAAAUUGCAGUUGAAAAAAUUCAGAAGUGGUAAACAUAGAACCGGAUCAAUAAAAAGACGUCAGAAGAGUAAAAAACAAGAUAAACCUACUUGUUAGCUAGGGGUAAAAGGGUAUCCCCUUCCAAAAAUAUGCAGAAGCAUUUCAGUAUCCUUUCUUAGAUAUUUUAACCAAUUUAAAAAAUUUUCAUAUUACUGUAACAGAUAAGAAACUAAACAUAUAAAGGGUCAGAAUUCAACUGAGUUUACAAACUGUUCAAAGUAUUUUUCCUUCCUGUUUUGUGCAUGGAGGUUCGAUAUUUUUUGUACAUAGUUGAGCUUUUUCCUUUAAUGUAAUAUUUGAUGCUAUUAAUGUUAACAAUGAGUAGUUUUCGUAUUCUUAA
Molecule: messenger RNA, 2609 nt
Organism: Cryptomeria japonica (Japanese cedar)
Lineage: Eukaryota; Viridiplantae; Streptophyta; Pinopsida; Cupressales; Cupressaceae
Product: DEAD-box ATP-dependent RNA helicase 18
Exons: 11
Coding region: 257-2326 (689 amino acids)
Cellular component (GO): nucleolus
Molecular function (GO): nucleic acid binding; ATP binding; RNA helicase activity
Source: RefSeq, a predicted model, not a curated record